UUUAACCUUCUGAAAUAAUAAAAACCCUAUUUUUUUCCCUCUAAAAAAGACGCCAUUUUUUUCGUUACUGGGUCUGCUCAGUUCGCAUCUGUAUCUGUGUCCGCCUUUGGCCUUUUGCAUUGGCCAUUGCGUGUUUGGUUCUUUCUGGUGUGAGUGAGUUUCACUCACCUUUUUACUAUUUGAAUGAAUUUCACUCCCUGUAAAAGAAGAUAAUGGUUUAGUGGAAUCACAGGGGACGAGCUGAGCUCGGCUACAAACCAACGAAAUAACCCACAUGGAAUUUGUGGGGAUCGCCCAAAACAUAUACAAAUCAAACCCACUAGUCUCAGAUCUCUAGGAUCUCAGCAAUUCAGCCUUGAUAGAUGCUUGUUUAUCGAGAAAAUUCUCUUCUUUUUGCUGUUUGUCUCAGCUCAUAUGGUGCCCAUUGUACUCAGUUUGAUUCAAAUUCUCUUUUUCCGAGCUGAGGAUUCGGCGGGACAGUGAUUUUAGCAUCCUGGUCUUUGUUUCCUUCAAUUUUCAUCAAGUCUCUGACUUUGUUUGCAGUGAAAAGCCAAAGUGAGCAGUUUCUGUCAUGUGUGAUAUUGGGUUUGGAUUCUGAUUCUGAGACUGCAACUCAGUUUGGAUAAGGCAAUACUUCAUAUGAGAAUGGCUAAGUGUGUUUGUUGGCUAUGGUGGUUUUGAAUAGAGGCUGCUCUCUGCUCUGGUUACAUAAGGAAAGUUUAAUGAACAAAGAAAAAGAGUAUAUGGGAACAACUAGUUCCAUGUUGUGGAAAGUGGGUUUACUUCUUUUGGCAUUGAUAGAGGCUUCUUCUGCAACGCUUUCUCCUACUGGUGUAAAUUAUGAAGUUGAAGCUUUGGUGGCCAUUAAAAGCGAUCUAAUUGACCCACAUAAUGUUUUGGAGAACUGGGAUAGUAACUCUGUAGAUCCCUGUAGCUGGAGGAUGGUUACUUGUACCGCCGAUGGCUAUGUAUCUGCUCUGGGAUUGCCUAGCCAGAGCUUGUCUGGUAUCUUAUCUCCUGCAAUUGGCAACCUCAGUAACUUGCAAUCUGUAUUGCUUCAAAAUAAUGCCAUCUCAGGUCCAAUUCCUGCUACAAUUGGGAUUUUGGAGAAGCUUCAGACACUUGAUCUCUCCAAUAAUUCUUUCACUGGUGAGAUACCAGAUUCUUUAGGCAACCUGAAGAACCUGAAUUAUUUGCGGUUAAACAACAACAGCCUUACAGGACCCUGCCCUGAGUCUCUGUCCACGGUUGAAGGUCUCACUCUUGUGGACCUUUCUUUCAACAAUCUGAGCGGAACCUUGCCAAAAAUAUCCGCAAGAACUUUCAAAAUUGUAGGAAACCCUUUGAUUUGUGGUGUAAAGGCUGAGAACUGUUCUGCUGUCCUUCCAGAGCCCCUAUCUCUCCCGCCUGAUGCUCUAAAAGCUCAAUCAGACUCUAGGAUGAAACGCCGCCACAUGACUAUAGUCUUUGGGACAAGCUUUGGAGCUGCUCUUGGUGUCAUAAUAAUUAUUGGGUUACUUGUUUGGUGGCGAUACAGACACAACCAGCAGAUAUUCUUUGAUGUCAAUGCAGACCAAUAUGACCCAGAAGUGUGCUUGGGGCAUUUGAAGAGGUAUACAUUUAAGGAGCUCCGGGCAGCAACGGAUCAUUUCAACUCAAAGAACAUUCUAGGGAGGGGUGGUUUUGGGAUUGUAUACAAGGGAAGCUUGAACGAUGGGACUCUGGUGGCAGUUAAAAGGCUAAAGGACUACAAUACUGCUGGUGGCGAAAUCCAGUUUCAGACAGAAGUAGAGAUGAUUAGUUUGGCUGUACAUCGAAAUCUUCUGAGGCUUUGCGGGUUUUGUUCAACUGAGAAUGAAAGACUUCUUGUUUACCCUUUUAUGCCUAAUGGAAGUGUAGCCUCUCGAUUAAGAGAUCAUAUACACGGUCGACCAGCUCUAGACUGGGCAAGGAGAAAGAGAAUAGCCUUAGGGACGGCCAGGGGGUUGGUUUAUUUGCAUGAGCAGUGUGACCCCAGAAUUAUCCAUCGUGAUGUUAAAGCAGCCAAUAUUUUGCUAGAUGAAGACUUCGAGGCAGUUGUUGGAGAUUUUGGGUUGGCAAAGCUUUUGGAUCACAGAGAAUCCCAUGUGACCACAGCUGUGCGCGGCACUGUUGGCCACAUUGCUCCAGAGUAUUUGUCAACAGGUCAGUCAUCAGACAAGACAGAUGUGUUUGGGUUUGGGAUCUUGCUCCUGGAGCUAAUCACAGGUCAAAAGGCUUUGGACUUUGGACGAGUUGCAAACCAGAAGGGUGUAAUGCUUGAUUGGGUGAAGAAGCUCCAUCAGGAGGGAAAGGUGAAUCUCAUGGUGGAUAAGGAUCUAAAGGGCAAUUUCGACAGGGUUGAGUUGGAAGAAAUGGUUCAGGUUGCCCUGUUAUGUACUCAAUUUAAUCCUUUGCACCGACCAAAAAUGUCUGAAGUAUUAAAGAUGUUGGAGGGUGAUGGUUUAGCCGAGAAAUGGGAGGCCUCACAGAAGGUUGAGACACCAAGGUUCCGGUCAUGUGAACACCCGCGGCAAAGAUAUUCAGAUUUUAUAGAAGAAUCUUCACUUGUGUUAGAAGCUAUGGAGCUUUCUGGCCCUAGGUGACAACUAUUUUUCUUUUUUCCUAUAUACCUCCCUUUUAUUAUGUUGCUUAAGUUUGAAAUCAGAAAUCUGUGAUUGUUGAUAGCUGUUGAAUGCAUGUAUUCAUCUGUAAAAAAAAAAAUGAGAAAGGAAAGUCAUGUACAAGCUGCUUCUUUUUCUCUUGGGGAAAAUCAAUUGAGUUGAUUGAGCUUCUUUCAGAGAAAGUUUUGGACUUGUGUUAGAAAUUUGUAUGUAGUUGCUUUGUAUCUAAUCUCUAGUUGGUUCUAGUUCA
Molecule: messenger RNA, 2892 nt
Organism: Prunus persica (peach)
Lineage: Eukaryota; Viridiplantae; Streptophyta; Magnoliopsida; Rosales; Rosaceae
Product: protein NSP-INTERACTING KINASE 3
Exons: 11
Coding region: 669-2624 (651 amino acids)
Biological process (GO): protein phosphorylation
Molecular function (GO): protein kinase activity; ATP binding; protein binding
Source: RefSeq, a predicted model, not a curated record